Messenger RNA from Thalassophryne amazonica, 1186 nucleotides. It is a transcript of the gene get4, whose product is annotated as guided entry of tail-anchored proteins factor 4. Gene Ontology annotation, biological process: protein insertion into ER membrane. NCBI's taxonomy places the organism in Eukaryota, Metazoa, Chordata, Actinopteri, Batrachoidiformes, Batrachoididae. Gene Ontology annotation, molecular function: protein binding. The transcript has 9 exons. The record is from RefSeq and is a predicted model, not a curated record. The coding region runs from base 69 to 1043 and encodes 324 amino acids. Gene Ontology annotation, cellular component: cytosol; BAT3 complex.
ACGGCGAACAAGGAGGGUCAGUUAGCGUUGGGGUUUGGUUGGCUAGUUGCUGCGGCGGAACAACGACGAUGUCGGAUCCGGAGUCGGUGAGGUGCUCCAGUGCCAGGAACCGCGGGGGCGUUCAGAGAGUGGAAGGAAAACUGCGAGCCAGUGUUGAAAAGGGGGAUUACUAUGAAGCGCACCAGAUGUACAGGACUUUAUUUUUUAGAUAUAUGUCACAGGCAAAACACGCUGAAGCUCGGGAGCUGAUGCAUAAUGGAGCUCUCCUCUUCUUCAGCUACAACCAGCAGAACAGUGCAGCAGAUCUGUCCAUGCUGGUGCUGGAAGUGUUGGAGAAAUCUGAGACAAAAGUUGAGGACGACAUAUUAGUAGAGAACCUCGCUAAACUGUUCAGCCUGAUGGACCCAAACUCUCCAGAGAGAGUCGCGUUCGUGUCCAGAGCCUUGAAGUGGUCCACAGGAGGGUCGAGCAAGUUGGGUCACCCAAAACUACACCAGCUGCUGGCUGUCACCUUAUGGAAAGAGCAAAAUUACAGUGAGUCUCGUUACCACUUCUUGCAUUCGUCGGACGGGGAGGGCUGCGCCCAGAUGCUGGUGGAGUAUUCGGCGUCACGAGGCUUCCGCAGCGAGGUCGACAUGUUUGUGGCGCAGGCCGUCCUACAGUUCCUCUGCUUAAAGAACAAAAACAGCGCUUCCGUGGUGUUCAGCACUUACACAGAGAAACACCCGUCCAUAGAGAAGGGUCCACCGUUCGUCCAGCCGCUCCUAAACUUUAUCUGGUUUCUGCUGCUGGCAGUGGAUGGGGGUAAAUUAACAGUUUUCACAGUGUUGUGUGAGCAGUAUCAACCUUCUCUUAAGAGGGACCCCAUGUAUAAUGAGUAUCUCGAUAGAAUAGGACAGCUUUUCUUCGGUGUUCCACCCAAACAGUCGCCAUCGUACGGCGGAUUGCUAGGAAACCUGCUGAACAGCCUGAUGGGGUCGGGCGAGGACAAUGACAGCACUGAGGAAGCCCACGAGGACAGCAGUCCCAUAGAACUGGACUGAUCCUGGUUCAGCGGAGAAUAGACCCACACAAAUGGAGGAAAACCGCACCGCUUCACCGCCACAGCAGGCUCGGAUUCCCGGUGCAGGUCCACAUUUUCAGAGGCGUGUUGUUUUCACACCCACCCCCACUCCCCCCCCACCCC